CCAGUUUGACACCUGGCGACCAUCUCCUCCACGCGUGCUGUUAUAUAAAGAGCACCCAAACAUGUUAAAACAUCCACUCUGUCAGAGGAGUCAGGCGUAGUAGCCCUCUUUUGUCAAUUGCCAGACUAUAUUUUAAGUGUAGAAUAACUUUGCAAUAACUUCAAAACAACCAAAGACCACCAUGGAAAAAGCUCGUAGCAACAUGACAGAGUUUUGGAAAGAGCACUCCAAGGCCGCCACAAUGGAGGAGAUGAUGCUGGACACUCGUGCCAGGGAGCUGACCAAACAGGAGCUGCCCGAGAUCCUGUCCGUACUGCCCAGCCUGGCUGGAUCCAGAGUGCUGGAACUGGGAGCUGGGAUCGGUCGUUAUACCAGCCACCUGCUGACCAAGGCUGGCCAUGUGACGGCCGUGGACUUCAUGGAAAGCUUUGUGGAGAGGAACAGGCAGGACAAUGGUCACCAUAGCAACGUUACCUUUAUCCAAGCUGAUGUCACAAAGCUGGAUAUCCCCCCAAACAGCAUUGACUUUGUCUUUUCUAACUGGCUGCUGAUGUACCUGAGCAACGCAGAGCUGAAGUCCUUCAUGGAGAAGACGCUGGGCUGGCUGCGGCCCGGUGGCUUCUUUUUCUUCAGAGAGUCUUGCAACCACCGGUCAGGUGACUUCAAGAGAGACUUUGACCCCACUUGCUACCGCUCUGAGGCACAGUACAGCCACCUGGUAUCAUCACUACAGGUGCCAGAGGGGGACCAAAUAAUUGGUUUCGACAUUGUGUUGAAAAAGAAAGUUCAGGCCUAUGUUCAGAUGAAAAAUAAUCAGAAUCAGAUCUGCUGGCUUUUGGAGAAGGUUUCCCGCUCGUCGAGCACCCAGAACGGAUUCAACACCUUUCAGGAGUUCCUGGACAACCAGCAGUACACCAAACGCAGCAUCCUGCGCUACGAGAAGAUGUUCGGGGCUGGUUAUGUCAGCACAGGGGGGCCCUGCACCACCAAGGAGUUUGUGGACCUGCUCAACCUGAAGCCCGGACAGAAAGUUCUAGAUGUUGGCUGUGGUAUUGGUGGAGGAGACUUUUAUAUGGCAAAGACCUUUGGAGUGGAGGUGCUUGGCCUGGAUUUGUCAAACAACAUGGUGGACAUUGCCAUGGAGAGGGCCAUCACAGAGAAGCUGCCAUCAGUCCAGUUUGAGGUGGCUGAUGCCACUAAGAGGUCGUUCCCAGAAGGUUCCUUUGAUGUGAUCUACAGCAGAGACACAAUCUUGCACAUAGAUGACAAACUGGCCCUCUUCAAACGCUUCAAUUCGUGGUUAAAGCCAGGUGGAAAGUUGCUUAUCAGUGAUUACUGCUGCGGGGAGAAGCCCUGGACGCCGGUGUUUGAGGCCUACGUCAAACAGAGAGGCUACGUCCUCUAUACUCCCUCACAGUAUGGCAAGUUCCUCCAGGAAGCUGGUUUCUGCAAUGUUGGCUCAGAAGACCGGACAGCCCAGUUUAUCCAGGUGAUAAAGACAGAGCUGCAGACAGCUGAAGUCAUCAAGGAUGAAUUCAUUAAGGAAUUCUCUGAAGAGGACUAUUUUGCAAUAGUAAAUGGAUGGAAAGAAAAACUGGAACGUUCAAACAGUGGAGACCAACGAUGGGGACUCUUUUAUGCGACAAGGGAUUGAGUGAUUGAGAAGACAAUUAAAGAAAAA
Messenger RNA from Etheostoma cragini (Arkansas darter), 1681 nucleotides. RefSeq names its product phosphoethanolamine methyltransferase (gene pmt). The transcript has 12 exons. The record is from RefSeq and is a predicted model, not a curated record. The coding region runs from base 182 to 1654 and encodes 490 amino acids. Lineage: Eukaryota; Metazoa; Chordata; Actinopteri; Perciformes; Percidae.